AUGAAACUACAUUUAUUUCUAUAUUCUUAUGAUUAUCUAACUAAAUACCUUUACUAGACUCCUAGUAAAGUCAAAACAGAGCCUAUUUUUUACUAAAAUGCUACUUCACUGGCAAAUAAUUAAGUAGCUAGCAGAAAAUAUAAAUAAUGGAUGCAUGAAUAAAUAAAAAGUAGAAGAAAGAGCAGGAGGCUCUUCCCCAAGAUGCUACUUAGCUUAUUAAAUUAUCCAGUUUUUAAAUCCACUGCUAUAGGAUUACGAGUAGCAUAAACUGCUGUAUUGCAUAAUUCCACCAUAGCCAAUAAUAUUAAUAUAACAUAUCUCUUUUAAAAUAGACAACGCUUGAUUUAAGUACAUAAGCAUUGUUUAUUUGAACUAAUUGAUCAGAGUUCUAUUCAGAAUUUUAAUCCUUCAUAAAUUUUUAUAAUAAAUGGAAUUUUAUCUGAUAGCUGUUUAAUUAAAUCUAAUGCACAAUUUAUAUUCAUCAAUUAUCUACAUUAGAACUUAUCUAUUUUGCUUUUCUCUAUUAAUUAUAAAUUAUUUAUUCUACAGGGCUUUUAACUUUAUCCAAAAUGGAACCUGAUUCUGACCUAAAAAAUUUAAUAAAUCAAUUUCCUCUAAAGCAUCAAUUCAUUUUUAUUAAGUUGCAAAAUAUAUGCCUUCUUUUUAUUAGUUUAAAUUAGCUAAGAUGAUAAAGUGAAUUUAUUUGUUGUGUACAUACAAAUUGGUGAAAUGGUUCUUCUAAAUCAUAUAAAUGAUUGCAUCUAUGUUUUUCCCAGCAGUCACCAAAGAAUUGCACUUUUGCUGGCAGCUUAUAAGAUUUCUUCUUUAGUUAAUUCUCCAUCUCCAUCUUAAAUCAACUUAUUUGCUCAUUUCUUAUGA
Messenger RNA from Paramecium tetraurelia, 879 nucleotides. RefSeq lists its product as uncharacterized. The transcript is spliced from 2 exons. The record is from RefSeq and is a predicted model, not a curated record. NCBI's taxonomy places the organism in Eukaryota, Ciliophora, Oligohymenophorea, Peniculida, Parameciidae.